GUGAUUGCCCAAGUUCCAGGCCUUGUAUCUCCUGUUAUACACUGGGUUUACGACCUUUAAAUCAGAAUCCAGCAGAUAAUCUCAAAGCAGCCGGAAAUGGAUGAUCGCACCGGAAUGGUUCCCCAACAUUCGGGAAGAAACAUACUACCUUGCUCGCCAUUCUUCACGCGAUUGCUACGAAUAGCAACCUAUGGCACUAAUCAAACAGCUAUACGUGAUCUACGGACAGGGGCGGUGAAGUCAUACCUGGAUCUACUCAGCGAUGCCCUCAGUCUACGAGAAAGGCUCCUUAAUCAGCUUUCUCCGCACGUAUUGAGGGCACUCGAUGCAGGUGACGAGGUAUACAUUUGCAUAUUCGUGCCCGGGUGUUACGAAUACGCCGUGGCUGUGCUCGCCGUCAUUGCCCUGGGCGCCGCUGCCGUACCCCUAGCUGCUGUGCUCCCCGUCGAAGAAGCCAUCUACUUUGUACAUAAGAGCAAGAGUCCACUCGUUAUCGUCUCGAAUGCUACGCGCCAAAGGGGAAACGAAGUAAGCCAACUACUCAAUCAGAGACACGCGGACACAGCACAGGGAAAGAAUUUCAAGUCUGUCCCUGUUGAGCCAUGUGUUGGCACAAACCCGUUACAAGUCGAGGACAUAUACAUCAGCUCCAACCGUUAUCUGGAUGAUAACGCAGCUGGUUUCGUCAUCUUCACAUCUGGUACCACAGGCCCUCCCAAGGGCGCCGUCAUGCGUCGCGCCUACCUGCACGACACCGCCCUCGGCGUCGUAAAGCACUUCACCAUGAAUGCAGCCUCCGUCCUCCUCCACGUCCUUCCCGUACACCACGCCACCGGUGUCGGCCUCAUAUUCUUCCCGGCGCUCAUGGCCGGCGCCACGCUUGAGUUCCGCAGUGGCUCCUUCGACGAAACCUGGCUCUGGACGCGAAUUCGCGACGCGGCCGUAAGCAGAGACCAAGCAAUGCGCCUGACGCAUUUCUCCGCCGUACCCACCAUAUACAUGCGCAUGAUGCGUUUUUUUCAGAAUACCCUUAGCAAGCAGGCGAAUAGCGCUGAAUACGUCCAGGGCGCUCGGCAGCUCACAGCAUUGAUGUGCGGCACGUCUGCAUUGCCGUGGCCUGUGGAUGACUUCUGGACGCGGCUGCUGGGCCAGAAGAUCAUUCAGCGGUACGGAGCUACGGAGAUCGGAGCGGUGAUUAAGGUGCGCAUGGGCGUCGGGGCGGUGCCGCAUGGCUCGGUGGGAGAGCGCGUAAUGGGCGUGGAUAUCAAGCUUUCGGAGGGCGACGAGGGAGAAAUGUUGAUCAAAAGCCCGUAUAUGUUUUCCAAGUACUUGUUUGACGCAGAAGCAACGCGGAACGCGCACGAAAAUGACGGCUACUACAAGACUGGCGAUAUUGCUCGCCGCGAGGGAAGAUUCUACUUCAUCCUCGGCCGCGCGUCCCAGGACAUCAUAAAGUCUGGCGGCUACAAGAUCUCGGCGUUGGACAUUGAGCGCGAGAUUCUCGCCUUGCCAUUCGUUUCCGAAGUCACCGUCGUGGGCGUCGCAGAUGCAGAGUAUGGUCAACGAGUGGCUGCGGCUAUAACGCUGCGGCAGGAGGGCAUGGUGCAGAAUUUUCGGGAGACCCAUGGUGAGGGCCCGCACUUAUUGUCGAUAUAUGCAUUACGAGAGGAUCUCAAGACAAGACUGGCAGGGUACAAGUUGCCUACGUUGUUACGAGUUGUCGAGGGCGAACUGCCGAAGUCUGCGACCGGGAAGGUUGGCAAGAAGACGCUGGGGCCGCAAUAUUUUCCAGAAAACUAUGAGAGGCAUGAGGAGAUACAAGUAUGGAGACACGUAAAGACGAAAUUGUGACUAGUCUCUUAUGGACUAUUGGCUGUGCUGAAAAUGUACUGAAACUUCCGCCGCCGCUUUAAGUGUCUUCCAGCGACCCGAUUUUGUCGCCGUUGCCCUUUUCCAUGCUUCUACAGAUCGCCAUGUCACAGUCUGAUCUUGCGAGAUAUUUCACUUCGUGCAUACGGCGUCCGAUCUCAUCGCAUCUAGCAAUAGCUCGAGUUUUCUCGUGAACUGUACCUUCAGCAUUUUCAAACCAAGUUACGACGUGAAGCAAACCCUACCUAGAAAAUUAUCUAGCUAUUAAAGUAAGAUCGCGCUACGAAACCAG
Molecule: messenger RNA, 2161 nt
Organism: Pseudovirgaria hyperparasitica
Lineage: Eukaryota; Fungi; Ascomycota; Dothideomycetes; Acrospermales; Acrospermaceae
Product: acetyl-CoA synthetase-like protein
Exons: 4
Coding region: 97-1851 (584 amino acids)
Biological process (GO): fatty acid metabolic process
Molecular function (GO): medium-chain fatty acid-CoA ligase activity
Source: RefSeq, a predicted model, not a curated record